This is a messenger RNA of Paramecium primaurelia, 1210 nucleotides long. The record is from the annotation of a GenBank genome assembly. NCBI's taxonomy places the organism in Eukaryota, Ciliophora, Oligohymenophorea, Peniculida, Parameciidae.
AUGAAGGAACAUAAGGAUGAAAUUUAUUAAGGAGGAUUCAAUGCAAAAUAACAAAAACAUGGGCUUGGAAUAUACUUAUGGGAUGUAGGUUCUGCCUAUUAUGGAGAGUGGAAAAACGAUUUGAUUGAUGGAUAGGGAAUCUUGUUCUUAGGUGGAUAGAUCAUCAUUUAAGGAGGUUUCAGUAAAGGAGCUGCACAUGGAUAUAUUGUAAUCAAGGUUGGAACUAGAGUGUUUUAUAGUUAAUUUGAUAAAGGAGAGGCUAUUUUCAUUUAAGAAGGAGAAAAAAAAAUCACUAUACAAUCAUCAAGUGCUUAUAUAACUCAUGAUUGUACACAUGAAGCUGAUUGUAUAUUAUAGGGAAUAAGUAAACUACAAAAAGGAGAUUUAUAAAUAUAGUUGUUUAAUCAUUGUAUCUAUUAUGGAAAUGUUGGAAAGGCAAAUUUACCUAAUGGUUUGGGAAUAGAGAUUUCAAAUUUGUUUUAUUAAUGUGGAUAAUUUGUGGAGGGUAAAUUGAAUGGUUUGGGUCGUUUAGAUUAAUAAGAUGAGAUUUAUUAGGGCUAAUUCCAAAAAGGUAUAUAUCAUGGAAAUGGGUUGAUGGUAUUCAAAGAUUAACGAAUUUAAUGGGUCAAAGGGAUAUAUAAUCAUGGACAGUUAGUGGAGAUUAAGAGCAGUGGUUAUCUAGACUAAAUGGAAACUCCACAAGAAUUAGUUUGUAAUUCAUCAUUAUUAUAUCUUUGUUAGUUAAAUUUUGUAAGAAAGCUAAUUAAUAAUAUAUAGUAACUCCUAUAUCAAAGGAGAUUAUAUUGGGAUAUAUUAGAUUAUUUGAAGUGAUGCAAUUCGUUAGACUUCGAGUGAACACUUUAACUGAAAUCAAGUACUAAUAAUAGCCUUCUGUGAGGAAAUAUAGUACAAAUACCAAUAAUCUAAGUAAAUCUGUAGAAGAAAUAAGGAAAUUGUAAAGUUAAUUUAAUACAAGAAAUCUUGAUUAACAAAAUUAGAUAUAUGAAUUCAUAUUGGAUUAGCACGAUGAAAAUUAGACAUAUAGAAAGACUGAUACUUAAUAAUCAAGAACUAAAACAUAACCUACAGAAGAAUAUUUUGAAAAUAAGAUUUCAUUUGGUUUAUUAGAAAUUCCAAAUCUAAAAAAUUCUAGAAAAACAUUAGGUUAGUAAAAUGAAGAAUAAAAUUUAUAAAUCAAGAAAAAUAAUGA